UUACAGUUCGAAGUUAGAAAAUAGGUACUCCUACUGCAUGCUUACUAUCUCUCUCUGGAAAAAGUGGCUGUCUUUAUCUUCUCAACGCUUCUCUUGCUCUCAUUUUCCAUCACUUCAUAUCGGUCCAGAAAAAGCUAGAUACACUAGUGAGUAGUACACAGAUAGCAGCUUAGAAAGCUCCGAAUUUCUUAUUAUUUUUUCAUUUCUUCUUUGUUUGUGGUUAGAUAGAUAGAUGUCUUGGGGUUGAGUUUACUUGAGCAGAGAGAGAGAGAGAGAGAGGAAGUGGGGAGAUUAGGGGAAGGAAUAAAUGUUCCUUGGAUGAAUUGAAGGGUUGAAGUGAAGCAAUCCGCCCAACGCAAUCAACUUCUGCUCUUCUCUGCUGCUGUCAUUUUUUUUUUCUUAAAUGUAGAUUAGAGGCGUUUCAGUUUGUCGGAUUUCUUUUCUGUCUUUCUUUCUCUUAUUUAUUGUCUUUCUAGAUAUUGUUGGAAGCCCAGCUGCUCAAAUUCUGCUUUAACCCACCUCAAGAAAUCACCACCCCAUAAGUAACAGCUAGCUAGAUGGCAACGCUUGGGGACAUGGGGCUUUCAGCUGCAAUUAAUAUUCUCAGUGCAUUGGUUUUCUUAGUAGCAUUUGCCAUUUUACGGCUUCAACCAUUCAAUGAUAGAGUGUAUUUCCCAAAGUGGUAUCUUAAGGGUUUGAGAAGCAGUCCAACACGCUCUGGGGCAUUUGUAACGAGAUUUGUGAAUUUGGAUUGGAGAUCAUAUCUAAGGUUUUUGAAUUGGAUGCCUGAUGCACUGAGAAUGCCAGAACCUGAGCUUAUUGACCAUGCGGGAUUGGAUUCUGCAGUUUAUUUGCGGAUUUAUUUACUGGGGCUCAAAAUCUUUGUUCCUGUGACAUUGAUUGCAUGGACAAUCCUUGUGCCAGUGAACUGGACAAAUCACACAUUGGCUAAAUCAGAUGUAAAUUACAGCGAGAUUGAUCUGCUCUCUAUUUCAAAUAUUCCACUUGGAUCACAAAGGUUCUGGACUCAUACGUUAAUGGCCUAUGCCUUCACUUUUUGGGCAUGCUAUAUUUUACAACAAGAAUAUGCAAAAGUUGCACGCAUGCGUCUGCACUUUAUUGCCUCUGAAAAGCGACGGCCUGAUCAGUUUACAGUCCUUGUUAAAAAUGUACCACCAGACCCAGAUGAAUCAAUUAGUGAAACUGUUGAGCACUUUUUCCUUGUGAACCAUCCAGAUCACUAUCUUACUCAUCAGGUUGUAUGCAAUGCCAACAAACUUGCAAAAUUGGUGAAGGAAAAAAAAAGAAACCAAAACUGGCUUGACUAUUACCAAUUGAAAUAUGCUCGAAAUCAAUCACAACGGCCCAUGAUGAAGACUGGUUUUCUUGGCCUUUGUGGUGAAAAAGUGGAUGCAAUUGAUCAUCAGACAGCAGAAAUUGAAAGAUUAUCAAAAGAAAUUGCUGAAGAACGAGAAAGAGUUAUAAAUGAUCCAAAGUCUAUUAUGCCUGCAGCAUUUGUCUCCUUUAAAACUAGGUGGGGUGCUGCUGUUUGUGCUCAAACACAGCAAUCAAGUAAUCCAACUUUAUGGUUGACGGAAUGGGCUUCUGAGCCACGCGACGUGUACUGGCCAAACUUGGCCAUUCCUUAUGUUUCAGUAUCAAUCAGGAGGCUCAUAAUUGGUGUCGCUUUCUUUUUCCUCACUUUCUUUUUCAUGAUACCCAUCGCUUUUGUGCAAUCCCUUGCAAAUAUUGAAUAUAUUGAGAAAAAAGCACCGUUUUUGAAGCCAUUAAUUGAGAUUAAGUUCAUCAAGUCAUUUAUCCAAGGUUUUCUACCUGGAAUUGCCCUGAAAAUCUUCCUCAUACUGCUGCCAACUAUCUUGAUGAUAAUGUCCAAAUUUGAAGGCUUUCUGAGUAUAUCAGGAUUAGAGAGGAGAUCAGCAUCUAGAUAUUAUAUUUUCAACAUUGUGAAUGUUUUCCUUGGCAGUAUAAUUGCAGGAACUGCAUUUCAACAGCUUAAUACAUUUAUUAACCAGUCAGCAAAUGAAAUCCCAAAAACAAUUGGUGUGGCUAUUCCAAUGAAAGCAACUUUUUUCAUAACUUAUAUAAUGGUUGAUGGAUGGGCUGGUAUCGCUGCAGAGAUCUUAAGGCUGAAGCCUUUGAUAAUUUUCCACCUGAAGAACUUUUUCUUGGUGAAGACUGAGAAAGACCGAGAUGAAGCAAUGGAUCCUGGGAGUCUUGGUUUCGACACUGGGGAACCCCAAAUACAGUUUUAUUUUCUACUAGGCCUUGUGUAUGCUGUCGUGACACCAAUUCUACUUCCAUUCAUACUGGUUUUCUUUGGCCUGGCAUAUGUUGUGUUUCGUCAUCAGAUCAUAAACGUGUAUAAUCAAGAGUAUGAAAGUGCUGCAGCUUUUUGGCCAGAUGUUCAUGGGCGUAUCAUUUCUGCCAUGGUCAUCUCGCAGCUACUUCUAAUGGGGCUGAUGAGUACAAAACAUGCUGCUCUGUCCACACCGUUCCUUCUUGCGCUCCCAAUACUGACCAUUUCGUUCCAUUUAUACUGCAAAGGCCGUUAUGAACCAGCUUUCCGCAGAUAUCCCUUACAGGAAGCAAUGAUGAAAGAUACUCUGGAGCGGGCAAAAGAACCACACCUGAACUUGAAGGCCUACCUCCAGAAUGCUUAUAUUCAUCCUGUUUUCAAAGGUGGAGAUGAUGAUGAGGAUGAGGAUGAAAUCAUUGAAAAGUUGGAAGCAACUGUGCUGGUGCCUACAAAACGGCAGUCGCGGAGGAACACACCUGUCCCUAGCAAAGUUAGUGGUGACUCUUCGCCGUCAUUGCUGGAUCUUCAAGAAAAAGGGCGUCCUUGAAAUGUUUGUCAAGAAACCUGAAUGUCCUCUUUGUACAUGAGACUUAAAAAUCUUCAUUAAGGGAGUAAUGCUGUAAAUUAUGCGAAUAUCUGAACUUGUAUAGCCCUUGAAAGGUCCACUUCGGCCUGUUAGAGCUGACCGGAAGAGAUAUUAACAAGAUUUCCAUUUUGUGUUUCUUCAAGAAUUAGUCUCACUGCUUAGAAAUUUUGAA
Molecule: messenger RNA, 3075 nt
Organism: Coffea eugenioides
Lineage: Eukaryota; Viridiplantae; Streptophyta; Magnoliopsida; Gentianales; Rubiaceae
Product: calcium permeable stress-gated cation channel 1
Exons: 12
Coding region: 558-2864 (768 amino acids)
Cellular component (GO): plasma membrane
Molecular function (GO): calcium-activated cation channel activity
Source: RefSeq, a predicted model, not a curated record